Glarea lozoyensis ATCC 20868 is the source of this 1128-nucleotide messenger RNA. RefSeq names its product Clavaminate synthase-like protein. The record is from RefSeq and is a predicted model, not a curated record. NCBI's taxonomy places the organism in Eukaryota, Fungi, Ascomycota, Leotiomycetes, Helotiales, Helotiaceae. The transcript has a single exon. Bases 1 to 1128 code for a protein of 375 amino acids. Gene Ontology annotation, molecular function: oxidoreductase activity.
AUGGCAGUCAAAGCUCUUCAGAUCACGCCUCUCAGCGUCCCAAAUACUUCAAAGGUUAACUUUGGUGUUGAAAUCGCAAACGUAGACCUUGAAAACCUAUCGGAUUCUGACUUCCAGAGAAUCCGAACCGCGCUGUACAACUCGCAUGUUGCAGUCCUAAAGAACCAAGCUGGCCUUUCACCAAAGGCUCAAUAUGAGCUUACCAAACGAUUCGAUCCCGCCUCUGACAACUACGGUCACGGCAAGACUCUUGACGCCAAACGCUCAGUCCUUCACCCAGAUCUCAAGACUAUUCCUCAUCAACCACAAGUACAAGUCAUUGGUAACGGGUACUACGAUGAAUACGAGGGACUGAAGAACAUCACUCUCAAGCACCCCCACCACGCCAAAUUCCACAAGGACAAGAUUCCAGAGGCAGAUGACCUUGACGCCACCCGGUUUUUCAGAUGGCACAUGGACGCUGCAUUGUACGCGCUCAAUCCUCCAAAGGUUACAUCUCUCAUGGCGGUCAAGGUCCCUGCCGGUAGACGACAAACUGUACGAUACGACGAUGGUACUGGUGACGAGCUUGACGUGGCUCUUGGUACCACUGCUUUCGUAUCGGGCCAGAACAUGUACGACAUCUUGAGCGAGGAGGACAAGAAGUUUGUGCGAGAAGCAAAAAUCGAAUAUGCUGCUCAUCCAUAUGUCUGGAUGAGCCCAGCAAAGAGUCGAUCUGAUGGCUUGGGAAUGAUCUCUGAGGGAUUGGAAUUGCCGGAAUCCGAUCUACCACCAAUCAACCCAAAGGACAUCAAGGUCCUACCAAUGUGUUUCAAGAACCCAGUCACUGGGAAACUUGCUCUUCAAAUCCAUCCCAGCGCUGCCAAAGCCAUCCAUCUCCCCAACGGUGAAGUGAUGACGGAUAUCAAGGAAGUUCGCGACCUCGUUCACCGUCUCCAACGACCAGGAAUCGCACCAGAGUUUGUCUACCCCCACGACUGGGAGGAAGGCGACCUCGUUCUCUUCAACAACCAAGGUGUCUUGCACACCGUCGUCGGCGCUUUCACUCCUGAGGAGAAGCGUUUGUUCAGACAGUGCAAUAUGGCUUCAAGCGAGGGUGUUAUGGGUCCGGACGACAAACUUUAUUAG